Amaranthus tricolor (Joseph's coat) is the source of this 2863-nucleotide messenger RNA. RefSeq names its product probable linoleate 9S-lipoxygenase 5. Lineage: Eukaryota; Viridiplantae; Streptophyta; Magnoliopsida; Caryophyllales; Amaranthaceae. The coding region runs from base 95 to 2695 and encodes 866 amino acids. The transcript has 10 exons. Gene Ontology annotation, molecular function: oxidoreductase activity, acting on single donors with incorporation of molecular oxygen, incorporation of two atoms of oxygen; metal ion binding; protein binding. Gene Ontology annotation, biological process: lipid oxidation. The record is from RefSeq and is a predicted model, not a curated record.
UUCCACAAUCAUUAAUUUGGCGUAUAGUCUAUUUAUCAUUAACCGAACAUACAAUCAUACAACCCAAAAAACAAAAGAAAAAGAAAGAAAAAAAAUGCUUCAUAAUGUUGUAGAUGCAUUAGUUCCAGAUGAAGUACAUGGAAAUAGCAGGAAAAAGAAGGAGAUAAUAAAGGGUAGAGUAGUUUUGAUGAAGAAGAAUGUGUUGGAUUUCAAUGAUUUUAGUGCAUCCAUUGUUGACAGAUUUGAUGAGUUGAUUGGAAAUAAAGUGUCCAUUCAACUUGUUAGUUCUAUCAAUCAAGAUCCAGAUGAGAAUUUAAAAGGAAAACUUGGAAAGCCCUCAUACUUGAGUGGUUGGCUUACAAAUAUCAGUGGAUUAACUCCUGGAGAUUCAGCAUUUAAAAUCACGUUUGAUUGGGAUAAUGAAAUUGGUGUUCCUGGUGCAAUAAUUGUUAAAAAUGAGCAUCAUAAUCAGUUCUAUCUCAAAUCUGUUACCUUAGAAGACAUCCCUGAUGUUGGUGAACUACAUUUUGUUUGCCAUUCAUGGAUUUAUCCAUCUCAUCGUUACACCAAACAUCGCAUUUUCUUCACCAAUAAGACUUAUCUACCUCACCAAACGCCAAAAACUUUGAUCAAGUACAGAGAAGAAGAGUUGGAGACAUUGAGAGGAAACGGAGAAGGGAAGUUAGAAGAAUGGGAUCGAGUUUAUGACUAUGCAUACUACAACGAUCUAGGAGAUCCUGAUAAAGGUCCAGAGUAUGCUCGUCCUGUACUAGGUGGAUCUGCUAAAAAUCCUUAUCCUCGACGAGUAAGGACAGGCCGCCCCUCAUCAAAAACAGAUCCUAACACUGAGAGUAGGCUUCCACUGCUGAAAGGACUAGACAUAUAUGUUCCAAGAGACGAGAAAUUUGGGCACCUGAAGAUGUCUGAUUUCCUUGGUUACGCGCUUAAGUCAUUGUCUCAGGAUUUCGUUGUAGCUCUAGAAUCGGUUUUUGACAAGACUCCGAAUGACUUCGAUAGUUUUGAAGAUGUAGUAGAGCUAUAUGAAGGAGGAAUCAAGCUGCCAGAUGGGGAUCUCAUUACAAAGUUAACAGAAAGUAUUCCAUUUGAAUUCCUUAAAGCUUUACUUCAAACCGAUGGUGCACCACUUCUGAAACUCCCCAUGCCUGAUGUAAUCAAAGAGGAUAAAUCAGCUUGGAGGACUGAUGAAGAAUUUGCAAGGGAAAUGCUAGCUGGGGUUAAUCCUCUUGUCAUUUGUCGUCUUGAGCAAUUUCCUCCUGUUAGCAAGCUUGAUCCUAAAACAUAUGGAAAUCAAAACAGCUCAAUCACCAAAGCUCAAAUUGAGAAAAACCUCGGUGGUUUAAGCGUCGAUGAGGCAAUCAAGAAAAACAAGCUAUACAUAUUGGAUCACCAUGACAUUUUGAUGCCUUAUGUGAGGCGAAUAAAUUCCACUCCUAGAAAGAUAUAUGCUACAAGAACAAUUCUGUUCUUACAAGAUGAUGGUACUUUGAGGCCUUUAGCAAUUGAGCUGAGCUUACCACAUCCUGAAGGCGAUCAAUUGGGCACGAUUAGUAAGGUUUUUACACCAGCAAAUGAAGGUGUUGAAGGCUCGGUUUGGCAGCUAGCCAAAGCUUAUGUUUCCGUAAAUGAUUCUGGUUACCAUCAACUCAUUAGCCACUGGAUGAAAACUCAUGCAGUGAUAGAACCAUUCGGAAUAGCAACAUAUAGGCAACUUAGUGUACUUCAUCCAAUUCAUAAACUAUUGCAUCCUCAUUUCCGAUACACCAUGAAUAUUAAUGGAGUAGCAAGACAAAUACUUCUUAAUGCUGAUGGAUUACUUGAGAAAACUGUGUUUCCGGGGAUGUAUUCUAUGGAAUUGUCAUCUGCAGCUUACAAGAGUUGGAUUUUCACUGAACAAGCUGUUCCUAGGGAUCUUGUUAAGAGGGGAAUGGCUGUGAGAGAUUCAGAAAGCCCACAUGGCUAUAAACUACUAAUAGAGGACUACCCAUAUGCUGUUGAUGCACUAGACAUUUGGUCAGCAAUUGAGAGUUGGGUCAAAGAGUAUUGCUCAUUUUACUACAAAUCUGAUGACAUGAUCUCUAAUGACGCUGAACUACAAUCAUGGUGGAAGGAAAUUCGAGAAAAGGGUCAUGGUGAUAAGAAAGACGAAAAAUGGUGGCCAGAAAUGAAAACAUUUGAUGAACUAACAGAAACUUGCACAACUAUUAUAUGGGUUGCUUCUGCACUUCAUGCAGCAGUGAAUUUUGGGCAGUACCCUUAUGCAGGGUACCACCCGAAUCGCCCAACUAUAAGUCGAAGGUUGAUGCCUGAGCCAAAUACACCUGAGUAUGAAGAGCUUAAGGAAAAACCUGAUACUGUGUUUCUAAAGACAAUUUCAAGCAAGUUUCAAAAUGUGCUUGGGAUUUCACUCAUUGAGCUAUUAUCUAGACAUUCUUCUGAUGAGGUUUAUUUAGGGAAAAGAGAGACCGUUAAAUGGACUGAUGAUAGUGCAGCACUAGAAGCAUUUGAGAGAUUUGGAAAAAAUGUAGAAGAAAUUGAAGAUAAGAUUGUAGAAAAGAACAAAGAAGGGGAAUUGAAGAAUAGAGUGGGUCCAGUUAAGUUGCCCUACACUUUGCUUUACCCUUCUAGUGAUGGAGGACUCACUGGCAGAGGAAUUCCUAACAGUACAUCUAUCUGAACCUUUUAUUUCCCUUGUGAAUUACUAAUUUACUUGUAUGAAAGUUGUAUAAAAUUAAUUUACCUAUUACUAUAUUAUCAAUUUACCAUCCCAUCAAUAUAUUAUUAUGUAAAAUGUAAAUAAAUACUCCAUCAGUCCCUUUAAAAUAUAUAGUACUGUUUAAUUUAA